Chrysochloris asiatica (Cape golden mole) is the source of this 447-nucleotide messenger RNA. RefSeq names its product interferon alpha-inducible protein 27-like protein 2-like. The record is from RefSeq and is a predicted model, not a curated record. The transcript is spliced from 3 exons. Gene Ontology annotation, biological process: apoptotic signaling pathway. The coding region runs from base 1 to 447 and encodes 148 amino acids. Lineage: Eukaryota; Metazoa; Chordata; Mammalia; Afrosoricida; Chrysochloridae. Gene Ontology annotation, cellular component: mitochondrion; membrane.
AUGGCAUUUGCUGUUGCCAGCGCCUGGGCUUCCAGCAUGGCUGCCGGUCUGAUAGCAGCAGCAGGAACUGUGUCCAGUGUGGGUACACUGGCCUCUGGAACCACCCUGGUUGGCGUUCCCACCGUGGGUAAGUGUCCCAAGAGGGACUCGUGGGUGGGCCCAUUCCCAAGCCCCUCCCUUGCCCUUAUUCUCCUCUCCACUGCAGUUGUGGCCUUGGGGUCAAUGCCGGUGGUGCUUAGCACCUUGGGCUUUACCCAGGCUGGAAUCGCCGCCUCUUCUGUAGCUGCUAAGAUGAUGUCUAUGGCGGCCAUUGCCAACGGAGGUGGUGUAGCAGCGGGCAGCCUGGUGGCUACUCUUCAGUCACUGGGAGCAGCUGGACUCUCCCUGUCAACCAAGAUAGUCCUGGCCUCCACUGGGUGCACUCUUGGGGCCUUGUUGGUGCCUUAA